GCUUUCCUUUCAACGUCCUAUACUCGCCUCGGCCCACGCAGCAAUACGCUCGUCUCGAAUCUGCUACUUUGGAACACGUUUCGCAUUUCCUACACAAUUCCACAAUGGCCGACAAGGAAUUCACCUACUCCGACGUCUCGGAGCACAACACCAAGAAGGACCUGUACAUUGUUGUUCACGACAAGGUCUACAAUGCAUCAAGCUUCGUAGAUGAGCACCCAGGUGGUGAGGAAGUUCUGCUCGAUGUCGGAGGCCAGGACUCAACAGAGGCAUUCGAGGAUGUCGGUCACUCAGAUGAAGCCCGCGAGAUCCUCGACGGUCUGCUCGUCGGAAACCUGAAGCGCCAGGAGGGUGACCCAAAGCCCAAGAGCUACGCACAGCCCGGCUCAACCGCUACCACCACCGACGGUGCCUCGACUGGUGUCGGCCUUUACGCCAUCAUCCUCCUCGGUGGUGCUCUUGCAUUCGCUGCCUACACCAUGAUGAACAAGCAGUCUGCUGAGUAAGAAUGCUCACCAGAAAAAAGAAUAAAACACAAGAGAUACCAUCGACUUGAAGUUCGAUCUUGAGUUGAAGAACGAGAAAUCCCGCCUGGACAA
Messenger RNA from Alternaria alternata, 599 nucleotides. Its product is annotated as cytochrome b5. Gene Ontology annotation, biological process: sterol biosynthetic process. Gene Ontology annotation, cellular component: intracellular membrane-bounded organelle; endoplasmic reticulum membrane. Gene Ontology annotation, molecular function: heme binding. The record is from RefSeq and is a predicted model, not a curated record. The coding region runs from base 105 to 506 and encodes 133 amino acids. The transcript has 3 exons. Lineage: Eukaryota; Fungi; Ascomycota; Dothideomycetes; Pleosporales; Pleosporaceae.